GGGGAUAUCACCGUUAUCUCUGUCUGAUCACUUCCCAAUCUCAGCACGGCUGUUCUCACCAUUCCUUUUCUGAAUGAGGAGGAGUUGAAGUGCAGGAGGAACCAGAGCACAGCAGGAUCUGGACCCUGGCUCCUGGCAUCUGGAGCAGCACGCUGCAUGCUGAUCACCCCCCUGGAAGUAGCAUAAGACUUUAUCACCAAGGGACCAAAGAUCUCAUUUUUCACGAUAGAUCUCAUUAGUUUGUUUUGCUGCCUUCUGGUUUUGCCAUAUAUCAUCAAUCUUCUCUGGCAGAUGCCAGGUCUCUCUAAAACUACAUCCCUGCAUACACAACAAUGCCCACGGGUAAUAGGAAACUGGGGUUUCAAGAGAAAACCCGAUCCCAGUGCUAGAUAAUAGCAGUUUCCUAAAUAAAUGUGUGGUUGCCCCAAGGGCUGAGCUUGCUGCCAGAUGCACCUUUUUCUGAUUGGUGAGAGCAGCAAAUGACGCUUCGUGGCAUAUAAGUGCAAGAGAAAACACGGCAGCACGGGUAAGUGGAUCCAACGAGCAGCGGCAGAGGAGAGUUGCAAAGGUGCUAAAGCAGCUGCUUGCCAUGGCUUUUGGAAUGCUCAUCUACAUUUUGCUGAAAGCAAUGGGGGCACUGAGUGAGGAGGCGGCUCUCACUGCUUCAUCCCUCAGCACAGAACUGUGGAAUAGCUGGACGAAAAACAACACUGAAGUAGAGUAUGCAGAGCAACCAAGGCUCCUGAAGCUCAUGCAGACCUGUCUGGAGGAACACCACAGUUAUUGCAUCAACGGGCUCUGUGCUUUCCACAGUGAACUGAGGAAACCCAUAUGCAAGUGCCUUGCAGGUUACAAUGGAGAGAGGUGUGAACAUUUAACACUGAAUUCCUAUGCGCAUAAUUCUUAUGAGCGCUACAUUGCUGUGGGAAUUGGCAUAGGGAUACUCACAAGUGGGAUACUUGCAAUCAUCUACUGCUAUGUAAGAAAGAGAUGCAGGAAAUUGAAAUCUCCCUACAAAGUCUGCAUGGGAGAGACAGCGCUGUGAAGCCCUGGCAUCAAGAUGCUUACCAGUGUGUCUGUAAACAAGAGGCAGUUCUGUUUGGAGGGCCACUCCACGCAGUCUAGCAGUGCCCCAGCCUCGCUGAGGGGAUGAAAUAAAGGGAAUGACAGAGUGAGAGCAUGAAUGGAGCUCCUGCAGAACUGAUGGGCUCCGUUUGCUUCUGAAGAAAGACUUACUGUUUUUAGAAAAGGUUGCUAGAUGAGCGGGUCAGAACAGCGGAGAAUUAUUGUAGCCUUCUCGAGCCUUCUCAGCGUUCUCCUGUGCUUCAGAUUUGCUGAGGGGGAGGACUGACUUCUUUCACCUAUUUUCAGUCAUUUCGAGCCCCCAUUUCAGAGUAUUCUGUUCUGCUCUUUUCUGUCUUUGUUUGGUUUUUUUUCCUUCCCCUUUCUGCUCUGGAGGAGAACAACAACCUUGUUUCACAAUGGAACUGUAUUCUGAGCAUCACGUGCUGAUGAGAAGCUGUCUGGAUUCUGCUGUCACAACGUUGACUGCCAUUCAAAAGGAACUGGACAUCUUUCUUCCAAUGGAUUACUGAGUGCACUCACAACAAAGAACACAACUCCUCCCAAACAUCAUAGGGUGGCUCAUUACAUUCCUGAAACCUAAAGCAAACCUUGCCUUGCUGCACUGUGAUUUUAGAGCGAGACUCUAGUUGCUACAGAAGCUGGAAUUAUGUUAUGACAUUUAGUAGAGCUUUGCCAAGGAAGCAGAACCGCUUCGCUCCUUUCUCAUAUAUUACACACACAAUGUGGUCACUCAAAUAAGAAAGAAAUGAGCAUAGAGAUUUUGUUCCACCCCACCCAGACAGGUUAUUUAUUAUCAGGUGCUUGUUUUGCUUCAUCUUCCCUGAAGAGAAGUGCAAAGGCAAGAAAAGAAGAUUUUGUUCAAGGAGAGGGGAAGAAAAUUGUUUCCAAUGAUGAUGACCCUAACUGUGAUUUCUCACUGACAUUUGGAGUUACCUGCCAAUGCUAGUGGGACUGGAGAUGGCUCUCAUAUACUUUUUCAUUUCAGCUGUUGCACAUUGUAGACACAUCUUCCAUGCUUAGUCACCUACAAGGAAAAGACAGUUAGGUACCUCGGCAAUCUUUGUGACUGUUAUAGAAUGAUACAGGCUCCUAAUUUAAGUGAAUUGCUGGGAAGUUUCAUUUCUUUUUCCGUGAGUUUGUCUUUACCAAAUGAUGAAUAUGAUUUCUUUAUUAAAACAAAA
Molecule: messenger RNA, 2267 nt
Organism: Coturnix japonica (Japanese quail)
Lineage: Eukaryota; Metazoa; Chordata; Aves; Galliformes; Phasianidae
Product: methylenetetrahydrofolate dehydrogenase (NADP+ dependent) 2 like
Biological process (GO): tetrahydrofolate interconversion; positive regulation of mitotic nuclear division; positive regulation of cell population proliferation
Cellular component (GO): mitochondrion
Molecular function (GO): methylenetetrahydrofolate dehydrogenase (NAD+) activity; epidermal growth factor receptor binding; growth factor activity
Source: RefSeq, a predicted model, not a curated record